AAUAGACACACCAACACACACGUUUUUCGAUCGAUCAAAUAUAUAUACAUUCAAUCAUCUAUCUUAUAUUUAAUUGAUUGAUAGAUAAUUUAAUUAAAAUUUUGAUGGCGGAACCGGUGGAGCUUCCUAAUCGGAUUGGUAUUCUUCCAUUUAGAAACAAAGUGUUGUUGCCUGGUGCUAUUAUUCGUAUUCGAUGCACUUCACCUAGCAGUGUAAAAUUGGUUGAACAAGAAUUAUGGCAGAGAGAGGAGAAAGGUUUGAUUGGUAUUUUGCCGGUUCGAGAUGCUGCAGAAACGUUAUCGGUGGGUUCGGUGUUGACACAAGGGACUGAUUUGGGAGAUAGAAGCUCAAAAACUGUGUCGGAUUCUCAUAAGCUUGACGGGAAAAGUCAACAAGAACCUAUUCAUUGGCAUACAAGGGGCGUUGCUGCUCGUGCAUUACAUUUGUCGAGAGGAGUUGAAAAACCGAGUGGGAGGGUUACGUACACAGUUGUUCUUGAAGGUUUAUGCAGAUUUAGUGUCCAGGAGCUUAAUAUGAAAGGAGCUUACUCCACUGCUAGAAUCUCCCCUCUUGAUAUGACAAAGGCUGAGAUGGAACGAGUUGAACAAGACCCAGAUUUUAUAACCCUUUCUCGUCAAUUCAAAGUAACAGCCAUGGAGCUUAUUUCAGUUCUUGAGCAGAAACAAAAAACUGGUGGGAGAACUAAAAUUCUUCUAGAAACUGUCCCUCUGCACAAACUGGCAGACAUUUUUGUUGCAAGCUUUGAGAUUAGUUUUGAAGAACAGCUGUCUAUGCUAGAUUCUGUUGACGUCAAAGUAAGGCUUUCCAAAGCCACAGAAUUAGUUGACAGGCAUUUACAGUCUAUACGUGUGGCAGAAAAGAUAACCAAAAAGGUUGAAGGACAGCUGUCAAAAUCACAAAAGGAGUAUCUUCUCCGUCAGCAGAUGAGGGCUAUUAAAGAAGAGCUUGGUGACAAUGAUGAUGAAGAUGAUGAUGUAGCUGGUCUUGAAAGAAAAAUGCAAGCUGCUGGGAUGCCUCCAAAUGUCUGGAAGCAUGCACAGAGAGAACUAAGGAGACUGAAGAAAAUGCAACCUCAGCAACCUGGAUAUAACAGUUCUCGUGUUUAUCUUGAGCUUCUUGCUGAUCUGCCAUGGCAGACCACCAGUGAAGAAGUAGAGUUGGACCUAAAAGCUGCAAAAGAGCGGCUCGACAGUGACCACUAUGGUUUAGAGAAGGUCAAACAACGGAUAAUCGAAUAUCUAGCUGUUCGCAAGCUGAAGCCAGAUGCAAGAGGUCCGGUGUUAUGCUUUGUGGGUCCACCAGGAGUUGGGAAAACAUCCUUGGCAUCAUCUAUUGCUGCUGCUCUUGGCAGAAAGUUUGUGCGGAUUUCACUUGGUGGUGUGAAAGAUGAGGCUGAUGUUAGAGGGCAUCGGAGGACAUACAUUGGAAGCAUGCCAGGGCGGCUCAUUGAUGGUCUAAAGAAAGUUGCUGUUUGCAAUCCGGUUAUGUUGUUGGACGAGAUUGAUAAAACAGGAUCUGAUGUCCGUGGUGACCCUGCUUCCGCAUUACUGGAGGUUCUUGACCCGGAGCAAAAUAAAACUUUCAACGAUCACUAUUUGAAUGUUCCUUUUGACCUGUCAAAAGUGAUAUUCGUGGCAACUGCUAAUAGGGCACAACCAAUCCCUCCACCACUCUUGGACAGGAUGGAAGUCAUUGAACUUCCUGGAUAUACACCUGAAGAGAAGCUUAAAAUAGCAAUGCGCCAUCUCAUCCCGCGUGUUUUAAAUCAGCAUGGCUUGAAUUCCGAAUUCCUCAAAAUUCCAGAGGCAAUGGUGAAACUUAUUAUUCAAAGGUACACAAGAGAAGCUGGAGUGAGGAACCUAGAGAGAAACCUUGCAGCUUUAGCUCGUGCAGCAGCAGUAAGAGUGGCUGAGCGAGAACAUACGGUUCCACUAAAUAAAGAUGUGCACCAAAUUUCUUCACCAUUGCUGGAGAGUAGACUAGCUGAAGGUGGCACUGAUGUAGAAAUGGAGGUCAUAUCCAUGGAUGUUAACAAUCAUGAGCUAUCAAGUUCAAGUUCAUUCAGGGUUAUGUCACCUCUAGUUGUUGACGAAGAUAUGCUAGAAAAAGUAUUAGGGCCUCCUAAGUUUGAUGAUAAAGAAAUGGCAGAGAGAGUGUCAACUCCUGGGGUUUCUAUAGGGCUAGUCUGGACAUCCUUUGGUGGAGAAGUCCAGUUCGUUGAGGCUACAUCAAUGGUGGGUAAGGGGGAUCUGCACCUUACCGGGCAAUUGGGUGAUGUUAUCAAAGAAUCGGCACAAAUAGCAUUGACUUGGGUACGAGCUAGGGCAGCAGAGCUUAACUUGGCUUCUGCAGAAGAAAAUAAUCUUCUUGAAAGGCGAGAUGUCCAUAUACAUUUCCCUGCUGGAGCGGUCCCUAAAGAUGGACCUUCAGCUGGUGUGACGCUUGUUACUUCACUGGUUUCACUUUUCAGCCGUAAACGGGUAAGAUCAGAUACAGCGAUGACCGGAGAGAUAACUUUGCGAGGUUUGGUUCUACCUGUUGGUGGGGUCAAGGAUAAGGUCUUGGCGGCACAUCGUUAUGGGCUUAAGAGAGUUAUCCUGCCAGAGAGAAAUUUAAAAGACUUGGUUGAAGUACCUGCAGCUGUUCUUGGAAGUAUGGAGAUACUACUGGCCAAGAGAAUGGAAGAUGUACUGGAACAUGCCUUUGAAGGUGGUUGCCCCUGGAGACAACAUUCAAGACUUUGACAUCAUCUAUGAUCUAACAUAUCUAUACUCCAAGUUUUCAACAUACUCGCAGAAAUCGUUGACUGCUAAACAUGGAAACGAGAGGAUCACGGGUGAUAUAGAUAGUAUAUCUUUCUUUAUUGCCCACUCGUAUGUAUUUUAUAGUGUUUUUACACGCUGUAUGUUCCAUGCAAGUACUUUUACUCGGUUUACAUGUCUUAAUGUGGUCAAGUCCUCGGUAUAUAUCUGUAAUUUUCAAAUAUAUAUAAUAUAUAGCACACUUCCGAAA
Erigeron canadensis is the source of this 3033-nucleotide messenger RNA. Its product is annotated as lon protease homolog 2, peroxisomal. The transcript has 17 exons. The record is from RefSeq and is a predicted model, not a curated record. The coding region runs from base 105 to 2765 and encodes 886 amino acids. Lineage: Eukaryota; Viridiplantae; Streptophyta; Magnoliopsida; Asterales; Asteraceae. Gene Ontology annotation, molecular function: serine-type endopeptidase activity; ATP binding; ATP-dependent peptidase activity. Gene Ontology annotation, biological process: protein targeting to peroxisome; protein quality control for misfolded or incompletely synthesized proteins; protein catabolic process. Gene Ontology annotation, cellular component: peroxisomal matrix.